UCUGUAGCUUCUCCACAAGUGCCGCCAUGGCUGAGGAGUACGUGACAGUGUCUGUGCGUAGCGGAGCCCUUAAGGGCCGCCGUCAGCGGACGGAGGAUGGUCAGUCCUUCAACAGUUUCGAGGGCGUGCCGUACGCCAAACCGCCAAUCGGACCUCUACGAUUCAAGGCUCCAGAGCCCCUUGAACCUUGGACAGGCGUACGGGAUGCCACAAAAGCCGGAAAGAUGUGCAUCCACUAUGAUGGCCAAUUGAAAGAGAUCGUGGGUGAUGAGGACUGCCUGUUCCUGAACGUGCACACACCUCAGCUACCCUCAGAGAGCAGAACGACAUCUUUGCCUGUGAUGGUGUAUAUCCAUGGAGGCGGAUUCGCCUUCGGUUGUGGUCAUACAUAUGAACCGGCACCAUUCAUGGACAAAGGCGUCGUGGUUGUCACCAUCAAUUUUCGGUUGGGUCCUCUGGGUUUUCUAAGUCUCGGGACCCUGGACGUGCCUGGCAACGCAGGACUCAAAGACCAGACAAUGGCACUCCGUUGGAUCAAGGAGAAUAUUGCGGUCUUCGAAGGUGACCCCAACAACGUCACCAUCUUUGGAGAGAGUGCUGGAGGUGCCGCAGUACAUUUUCUAUUGCUUUCCCCAUUAGCUAAAGGUCUCUUUCAUCGUGUGAUCGCACAAAGCGGCAGCGCCUUCUGCCCUUGGGCCGUUAUCCACGACCCGAUCGCCCGCGCCAAAAGCCUGGCGCUGGCGGCGGGCUGCGAGCCGAAGACCGCGGAGGACCCCGUCGCCCUGGCGAAAUGGCUGCGCGAGGCACCCGCCUUGUCCCUCGUCACCCACAUAGGCGCCUGCUUCACGGAGGAGGAGAUCGCCAAGUCCAUGAUCCUGCCCUUCGUGCCCUGCGUGGAGCCAGACCAUCCCGGAGCCUUCAUGCCCAAGACUCCUGCAGCUCUGAUGGCAAGCGGCAACGUCCCCAAAGUGCCGGUUAUCAUCGGAAUUACAUCUCACGAGGGAAUUGUGUUCCUUCCGGGCGCCGUACUGAAGUUCGACUGCUUCAGAGUUCCGCCUGGCGGUAAGAAGUCUACUCAGGAGGAGUUGGAGAUGGCCGAAGCAAAGGCAAUGGCGCAGUUAUCCUCGCGCCCAGAGCUUCUCCUCCCGGAGAAUUUGCCAGGUCGGAGUGAUCCCAAGAAAGAAGCGCAACUGGUGCAGCGUCUGAAGGACUUUUUCUUUGACGGGAAGCAGCCCUCCGAGGAGAAACUGUCGAGUUUGAUAGACGUGUAUUCUGACACGCAGUUCGUCCUGGGCGCGCUGCGAGCAGCGUGGGAGUUAGCGCGCCACGGAUCACCCGUCCACGUGUACGAAUUCGCUUACAAAGGGCGCGUCAACUGCUACAGCUUGCUCCUCAAUUGCAAAGAAGAACAUGUGUGUCACGGCGACGAACUGAGCUACUUGUUCAACAUGCCGGGUGUCCCUCGACCUGAACAAGGUAGUAAAGACGAGAUCACCAGACAACGUCUUGUUCGCUUGUGGGCUAACUUUGCGAAGAAUGGAAACCCGACAUCAUCACUUGAUGAUUUAAUCAAAGUUAGUUGGCCGCGAUACUCAGAAUCUGCACCCAACUACCUGAAGAUCGGCGAAGAACUCGAAGCGAACACCGAUCUUUUGAAGGAACGCAUGCUGUUCUGGAGAAGCUUGUAUGGCAAAUAAUGGUUUAUUAUUAUUAUUAUUAUUAUUAUUAUUAUUAUUAUUAUUAUUAUUAUUAUUAUUAUUAUCAUUAUCACCUUAAACAUAAGGUAGUGUUUAAUUUUUAUCAUGACAAGUUA
This is a messenger RNA of Gryllus bimaculatus (two-spotted cricket), 1813 nucleotides long. The record is from the annotation of a GenBank genome assembly. Lineage: Eukaryota; Metazoa; Arthropoda; Insecta; Orthoptera; Gryllidae.